Molecule: messenger RNA, 848 nt
Organism: Tripterygium wilfordii
Lineage: Eukaryota; Viridiplantae; Streptophyta; Magnoliopsida; Celastrales; Celastraceae
Product: disease resistance response protein 206-like
Exons: 1
Coding region: 77-637 (186 amino acids)
Source: RefSeq, a predicted model, not a curated record
ACCAUACAUCCUCACAAGUCUCACAAGCACCACCACUUGCUAGGUAGCAUUGUUUUUUUCACGAUUAGAGCAAAUUAUGGCACCAAAAAAUUGCGUUGUCCUUGUCUUCUUUUUCUUCCUUGCUAUAUCUUCAUGUUCUGCUUAUGAAACUAAAAAAAAACAGUACAAACCCUGCAAGGAAUUGGUCUUGUUCUUCCAUGACAUUCUCUACAAUGGCAAGAAUGAACAGAAUGCCACGGCGGUUAUCGUGGCCGCACCGGAAGGGUUCAACCGGACGAUACUGGCGAAUCAGUUCCAUUUUGGGAACAUUGUGGUGUUUGAUGACCCAAUCACAGUUGAUAACAAUCUUCACUCACCAUCAAUCGGAAGGGCUCAAGGGAUGUACAUCUAUGACACAAAAAACACCUUCACUUCUUGGUUUGGUCUUUCUUUUUUCUUCAAUAGUACACAACACCAAGGGAGCAUCAACUUUGUCGGUGCCGAUCCGAUUCUGGUGAAGGCUAGAGACAUCUCUGUGGUGGGUGGAACUGGAGAUUUCUUCAUGCAUAGAGGAAUUGCAACUUUGAUGACUGAUGCGUUUGAAGGUGAAGUCUAUUUUCGGCUCCGGGUUGACAUUAAAUUUUACGAGUGUUGGUAAAAUAUUAAUUUACGUAGAAUUUCUGCUUUUUUAUUUGGUGACGAAGGAGUCUUUGAUGUAAUGGUGAGCGUGUCGUGGGCGGGGCCGGUCUCAAUCGCAAAAAUUUAAAAAUUUCUUGUUAUUUAAUAUAAAACUGUCAAAUACCUACACGAUACAUACGAGACUAUGUGACAACAUCCUUUAAAUAAACAGAGUGAAUUAUUUUGUCAAA